GAUUCAUAAAUGAUCUAUAACGGUCGAACUGAUUUCUCCGUUAACAUCAUCGGAGUAACAAUCGACACCCUGUGGUGCAUUCUUCUUCGAAACAUCCGCCCACCGACUCGGUUCAAUUGUAAGAUAGCAUGAUCAAAACCUGAAUCAAUUGUAGUACAAUAACAUUUGCCUUCACAUUCAGCAAUUCCGAGAAAAUUUCAAUCACUUUGCAUCCUUUUAUUUUGGUAAUUUGAUCCACCAGAUUUCGAACAGCUCCAGCGGCUGCCAAUACAGCACUCGCCCGCUUUAGCUUGGAAUUUUCCUGAUAAAUAAAAUUGAGCUCAACGACGGCGUAUGUAUGUGGGAAUGGAGAGAUAAUCACAUUCGGUCUGAAAAUGGUGCACCAACCUAGUGCAUAAUAGCAUCAUAAAGAUAAGCGACAUUUCUCGAUUCGAUAAUUCUGCGCAAAAGUGAAUUUGAAAAUAAUAAUAAUCUUUCAUGCAUCCGUUCAGUUCUAUAUUCGUUUUACUUCAUAAAAUACCGGCCGGAAUGUUCAACAAGUCAUUGUCAGUGAUUUUUCAUACACCACAAACACUUACAAAGAACAAACAGCGAUAAACAGUUACAUUCAUUUGGUAUCGAAUGAAGAGGAAACAAAAACACGAGACAGACCGAUUACUGUGACUCAGUCGGUGUGCACUACUCGCACGCAAAUGGAAACAAGUGUUAGAAAAAUUGUGUAUACAGUGCGAAUCGUGUUGUGGCUUCGAUCGUGCGUGUGUGUGUGUGUGUGAUAAACAAUUGACGGACACCGAUUUUGCAUGGAUCCUUGCGACGAUUUCGUGUAGAUUUCUGCCGCUCUUUUUGUGUUUCACUUUCAUUCUGUCGCACACCAACCAAUCAGUCACAAACAGUUUUCGGUGGAUGAACGACAUUGCUUGAAUGCAUAACGAUACAACACACUUUAGAAUUCGACUUCAGUUUUAGUCUUAUAAACAAUACACAAUAUAAUAAUAAUCGAUUAGAAAACUGUAUAUGGUGAAACAGUGAAUUAUUACUAUCAGAAACGAAUAAAGUUCAAUUGGUUUGCCAGUGAGCAUAACGCUCAACCGCAUUCGAAAAUGGAUGAGAAUACUGAAUCGGACGCUUCAAAUUCAGAGGACAAACUAUUGCACCAUGUGAUUCUAUCACGGUGGUUGCCGCAAGAAAAUCCAUAUCACCUCGAAGAUGGAGAAACAUUGAUGAAGCGAAUGAUUGAAAAUGUUGAAAAUCUGGCGGAAUGGAUACCAUCAAAAACGGUUGAAUUGUUCGAAAGGUUAAAGAGGAUCAAUCUUGAAUGCACAGAAAGCGUUAUCUCAGAAGAGAUCGCUAGUUUGAAACCAGGUGAUACAUUUGCCAUGUUUGUACGCCGACAAAACUGUGUCAUCAUGAUUCACGUUUUAACCGAUGCAAAAUUGAAUGGCGAACUGUCACCCAACACCAUUGUGGCCACAUUCCCGGGUAGAUUACAUUCACGCGAGAUUUAUGAGCAUGACAGUGACAUUGAGUACAACUAUCCGCAGAAUGCAGUCAAAGUGGAUUUCUCGCAAAUGUUACGCUCGGAAGAGUUUGCAAAUCAGUUGUGUUUACUGUGUGAACAUUUACCGAUUGAAGAGAGCAAAAAACGGAACCAUGUAUCCAAGUGGCUUCUGACAGUAUUAACGAAUGAAAGAAGUACAACGGCUUCGCCAGAAGAAUUCCCAAUUAUCACGAAAAAGGUUCGAGACGUCAAAGUUGGUGAAACAAAAGUCAACUACUUUCAAAGAUGUGCCGUUUACAUGAGUGUAAAAGUGAUGCUACAGCACAGCCUAACCAUGCAUUUGGGUCCUGAAACUGGAAAAUUCAUCUAUAAAAUUGUGAUGCUGAAGUUUUUAAUCGCGAUGUGUACAUCUUACAAAUAUUCAGAAUGUGAUACGUUCAAUAUCGAUUUACUAUCGCAAAUGAUUGCCAAAUUGGGUCGACGCAUUGAAAAGUUAUCCGAAAAUGUGCCAGACAGUAUUGCUGAGUCUCUAGAAUAUAACGAGUUUUAUAAUGUAUCGAUUGAUGAUGCAAAGCACACCAUUGCAGUCAUUCGUUCGAAAAUAAACGAUCGAAUUCAACGAAUUCAGUUUGAAGAUGAACAAAAGUCCCGAUUGCGUCCAUUGAGAGACUUGAAUUUCGAGGCAGACACCUGCCACACAAUGCCAAGGCUACGCGAGUAUUUGGGUGAAAGACUGACAGAAAUGCCACAAAGCGCAAGUCAUUCCAGGUAUAGCGUGAAGCCUUAUCGACGCUACCAAAAUCGACGCCAUACUGGUUCUCAAGCACAUGCACCCGCUGGUCACGAUGAAAAAUUCUAUUGGAUCGGAUAUGAGAACUAUGUUCUACACGAGAUGUCACGAAAAGACGAAGAAAUGUGUGCUCAAGAAAUGCGUCAACAGCUCAUCGACUACAGAGAGUAUGCCGAAGAAAAGUAUAAGAGAGAUCCGGUAAUGUAUAGCAGACUGAUUUUGGUCCAUUUGAAGCUGAUUGCAGUGCUAGAUCGCCGCGCAACUAUGGAAUAUCCAUUGCUUAAAAAGCACCGUAGCUGCAUUAAUUCCAAUAUAUUCUCAUCAUUGUUGCUGCUUCAACGCAUUGAUAUGGAAACGGCACUUCAUUUGGAGAAGUAUUUCCGUAUGCGAAACGAAAGUGCAUUCAAUCCGGGUUUGAUCGAAGAAAAAAUGGUGAGUGAAGCAUCGUUUUCGGUGAAAUUCGCACGUGAAAAUGCUGAAAUCAGGAAAGUUCGAGAUGAAAUUUUGAAAUUGGAUGAAGCCAAUAUACAAAGUCAGAAGGCGAGAUGGUCACAAGGCCGUGAAAAAGUGGAAAAGAUCCGUGAGCAAGCAAAUCGAUUGGGAUGCACGUUUCUAACUGACAGCUCUGGCGAUACUUUUCAUGCUGGAAAAUGUAAACGAUGCCAUUUACAUCAUGAUGCCAAAAAGGUACGAAUAGAGCAGUACGAGCAAUUGUUGCCAAAAGAAGAUUAUCUACAGUUGGCCAUUGCAUUUGAGCUCCAAAUCCCCGACACCAUUGCAUACUUGCGAGACAUUCUCUACGGCUUUGUCAAGUUUUGUGCUGGAAAGCCCAGUAUUCUGAAUAUCAAAGGCAAUUGGGUCGAGUUCAAUGAUAUUUCCCAGUUCAACGAGUCGGAGAGUAAAUUUGUGACACUGGGUAGCACAAAACGACGUCGCUUAGAGUACAUUCAUGUUGAUGAGCCAUUCAAACGGUUGUACGUACAAAAUUCAUUCAAUUGCACCUAUCAUGUACUCAACGAAGCCAUUCCAACCUCACUGCCCGAUGAUGCCAUUCAGGAUGUGUGCACAUUCAAAACGAAUGGCGAGUACGCUGGCCUGCAAUGGACUUUGAACAGCACAUCGCACACGGAAAACCAAGUACUGUCGCGUCAAUCGGAAUGUCCGCAGAGCCUAUCACUCUCUGAAUACAAACAUUUUGGCGCGCUUCGAGCCGAUGGUCAUCGAUUACAGCUACGUAAGUUGUUCGCAAUGAUUGAAACGGAAGCGUUAUCAUUUGAGAAGGAAUCGGUUUUGUCGCUGAUUAUGCAAACUCUGUGGGAAUGUGGUGUGCGUGAAACUCACAGCGAUUUCAGCGAUUCAAAAUUUUGUUCGGCCAUGAUUGAACUGCUCCGAAAAUUUGUCAACCAACAGAAGGAUAAUUGGAUGCACCCAUUUAAAUUGGUCAUGGCCACAUUGAUAUCGAUUCGCAUCUUCGAGAUCAACGACGAUGGCGCAAUGGCCGAUGAAAUUGUUGGACUUUUGAUCAGCAUCCGAGGCAUUGUUUGGGAUUGGAUUGAUAAAAUCUUCGAUGUUAUGCAUAAAGCAAAGAAUCCGACCGAAGCAAGUGAACGGGACUUACGCCUAAAACUCAUCUACGUUGCAAUUACGGGAAGCCUAACCUUUUCCAUUUUUCCAAAGCACAAACACUACGAGAAGAUUUUCUCAAUUGGCAAAGAUCUAAAACGACCGCAUAAAUCAUGGUUACACUUCAUCAUUUCAAUGCGAAACAAUCUAUUGCUGUACGAAAUCAAUGAGGAUCAAUUGCCAUCGAAUCUGCGAAUGUUUCUUCGACUUGUCGAAAUGUGUGGCCUGAAUUUGGAACCAAAAAUGCGCGACUUGAUAACACAAGACGAUUACGAAGUGUUUGAAGUGAUUAAAAUGCAUUGGUGCGAUGCCAUCGAAACGGAAAGAAACACGAGAAAAAUUGAGUUCUACCCCGAAUCUCUGAAUACAUGUGAAUUCAAAGCGAUGAUAAAUACGGUACAAGCUACUGCAACCAUUGAUAUCAUCACUGGCAUGUUUCUCGUGAAUGGUUGGCCAAUCUCACGUCUACCAAUUGAAAUUAUGCAGGAUGAAUCAUAUCAGCGUGUGUUUGGAAACGUAGCGCUCGAGGUUCAACCGAAUGCUCAACAUCGGUUCUGCACAAUUCAACGGAACACCGAAUUUCGGUACGAAUUCCAAAAGUUUAACGAUAGCAUCAUCAUAACGGAACGCAAUGCAAACGGCUCAGAUCGUGAGCUCAUCCAUCAUAAAAACAUGUAUGGCGAAUUUCCAUUUUUACUUGUGCAAAACUACAGCCAUUGGUGGAACAAGGAUGGAAAUUACAUUGAAUUUCGGCAAAGAACGUUCGGCCAAAGAUUCGCAUCGAAAGAGGCCAAAGUCGAUUAUCGACUCGACUUGAAUACGAGUUAUUUGAUUGAUAUGCGAACACAGCAACGAAUGCUGAACAUAAAGAGUAUGAGCUACAGAAGAAUCGUGAAGCGACUGUCACGUUUGGAGCAUCAACGAUACAUUCAUGUGAUGGAGGAAAGUGCGAAUGUGAUUAGCGUUGAUUUGCUACGAAUGAAAUUGAAGUUCAAAAUUGACUGUUCAGAUGAAGACGAGGAACAAGGGCUCCACUUCGAAUCGGUUGAAUUCAGUGAAAUGCGCAUCAGUGACACACAGAAUAUUGGCACAUUGUAUGGACUCAACUAUGGUUUAGUGCUGGAAAGCGAUUCCGGAUCGUCUACCAAACGGAAAAUACUAUUGAUGCCAAACGGACAAAUUCAUAGUGAAUGCACGGAUUUGCAUGUUUCCGUAGAUAUUGAAACUAAGAACAACACCAGAAGCCCACCAUUUUUCCAGUAUCAAGUUGAUGAAAUUGUCCGUCAGGUAAUAGCCAGCAAUAGCAGUCAUGAAUCUUGGUUUUAUCUCGCCUACUUACAUGCCAUAACGUCACACGGUGAAAUUGAACCGUUCACGAGAAUGUCUGGCACAGAACGAGCACUACAAAUUCUUCAGUCCGCUUUUGCAUGGUCAUCAUCUCCGUACGAAACCGAAGCAAUCAAAAUGUUGAAUGGAAUUGCGGCAUUGUCACCGAUUCGAAAAAUGGAUGGUUAUCAUCAAUGUAUCACAUGGCCAGAAUAUAUUCCACCGCGUUCUGCGCAGGAUUCCUUCAUUUUCGUUGUAAAAAAGCUUCUUGAGGAUAGUCAACGUUUGCAUGGACUUCAUUCCAAUGCAUCAUCGGAAAAGCUAGAUACUGAAACUGAAUUGACGCUCAAUAAACGAGAAUAUUGGCGGUGUCUUCCAUUGCAGCCCAAUUUGCGCGUGUCUGAUUCAUUCAUUGAACACGAAGAGUUGAAAACAUCGCUGCCCGAUUCGGUUCCAUUUUCAUUCUCCACCAACACUGGCAUCGUGUCCACUUUGUAUCACACCAACAGCUUCCGAGUGCCAAAACCGAAUUGGAUGCAGUGCUUGACCAAUCGACGCCAAUUAAAGGGCAUCACUUCGAAGGGAUGCAUCUCAAAUAUUCUGUAUCACAGCGUUUACGAAGAGUUCCCCGACUUGUGGAUUUCCCUAUACGAUGCCAUUCGAAAGCAAGAAUUGAACAACGAAGAGAUCGUUUUGAUAUUAACCCUAUUCUCUCAUCAAAAUAAAGAGUUCGGACAAGCGAUUUUGGCAUUACAAGCGGUUGCCAUGAAUUCAAAUUUAUUCGAAGACAUCAAGCCACCACCAAUUGCCGAAUAUAAGUUAGCAUCGGGCACAUACAGUGUCAGUCAAUUGCACAGCGUACUAAGAAACUUGAUUUAUACAGGUGACGACAAUGAUAAUUAUGCCAAAGGUAAUGAAGAUGAACUCAAAGUAGAUACGAUUGUUGAUCGAUUGGCAGCGAAAAUUGAAGAGAGUUGGCCAUGCAGUUGGGUUAAUUUGACCGAUGAAUUUUGCGAUGUUGAUGCUUUAAACGCCAAUAUAGUGGUUAACAACCAGCUUAGCAUUUGGAAUGAGAAUCGCCAGUUGAAUGAGUUCAUCGAGAAAAUUCAUGAACGUUUUAAAUCAUUGCCAGAACAAACUCCUUAUGUUGUGUUGGGACAAUACUGUCCAUUUGUGGAGCCACAACCGCAAAAUUGGCCCAAAUAUGAAAUCGAUUUUGAAGAAAAAAUUCGACAAAAUGUCAACAUACCAAACAAUGUUAUGGAUGAAGCUAAAGCAGUAUGGAUUGAAAAUGAACAAGAGCUGUCCAACUCGGCAGAGGACUGGUGGAAAUUUAUUGAGCUUUGUCUCACGUCUGAUCAAUCACAACAUUUAGUUCAAGCUGGCUUGUUUCCGCGAAUGGUGCCAAGUAUGCUGUUGCCAAAAAUAUUGACCACCGACAAAGAUGAUCCAUUAACAACGAUAAUCGGUGCCUGGGCUGUGACCAUUGCUCGAGAACAACGCGACAAACGCAUUGAGCACUAUUCUCAAAGACCUGAUCUCAAAGCCGACAUGGAUAGAGAGUUCGAAAAUGUGCCGCAUGUGAAUUGGAAACCGAGUGAACGUCCCGAAUGGUUGAUUUUUGAGGUGGAACAAAACUUAACGAUCCGAGAAAUUCAAAUUAAAGUGGCCGAACAAAUGAUUGAACCACCAAAGAAGCCGGGUGUCGAUGCAAAACACUCGGUCAUGCAAUUGAACAUGGGCGAAGGAAAAACGGCUGUGAUUGUCCCAAUUUUAGCUGCCAUUUUAGCUGAUGGCAAUCAAGCAUGCCAAAUCACUGUACUGAAGUCAUUAUUUUCGAGAAAUCAAAAGUUUCUGCGCCAGUAUUUGGGCGGUCUAUUGAAUCGCAGAAUUUACACCUUUCCCUGUCGUCGAGAUAUGCCAAUCGUUCAGUAUGUCGAGCAUAUACCAGAAAUUUAUGAAGAAUGCAAAACGAACAAAGGUGUCAUUCUAACUUUGCCCGAAUAUCGGUUGUCGAUGCAAUUGAAGGCGUACGAGUCAAUUCAAAAGGGUGAAAUCGAAGCGGCUAAACACUUUUUGCACGUCCACAAAUGGCUCAAUGCAAAUGUUCGAAACAUAUUGGAUGAAUCGGAUGCAAUUUUACAAUCAAACUAUCAGCUAAUAUACACCGUAGGCAAUCAGCGACUGCUAGAUGGUGGAUCACUACGAUGGUCUGUCAUUCAAGCCUGUCUCAAACGAAUUCCGAUACACAUGAAAACGCUGUACGAGAAAUAUGGUAAAGAAAAGAUCGAGUUUGAUGAUAAUUACAUGAGAAACAAAGACAUUUUCGGAGCAUUGCAUGUCAACCAUCGGUCCGAUAUUUUCACGCCAUGCCGUAUUAUCGAUGAAGAAAUUUUUGAUCAUCUGAAAGCCGCACUGGUCGAAGAUUUCAUUGGUGGUAGCAUUGAUGAAAUUCCAGAAAUUAGUGAUCCAUCGAAACAAUGCUUGAAAUAUAUCCUCACACAGAAAACGCUUGACAAAAGACCAUCGCAUUUGAUUGAAAAUUUCUCGUUGGCCGAGCAAAAUAUUCUCAUGAUUUUAAGCGGUUUGCUACGGUUUGAAGUACUUAAAUUGGCGCUGACAAAGCGAUGGCGCGUUAAUUACGGUGUCGACAAAAAAGGUCAACGGAAAAUGGCAAUCCCAUUCAAAGCGAAAGAUGUGGCAGCAGAUAUGACGGAAUUCGGUCAUCCAGAUGUGGCGAUCUGCUUUACUCAACUCAGCUAUUACUACUCAGGCCUUGACGAUGACCAAAUGCAUCAAUUAUUCGAAAUAUUGAAGAACAAACAGAAUCCAGGUUCAAUAUAUGGGAAAUGGAUACAAAGCAUUCCACGAAAAUUGGUUAAUGGUACGAUUUCAAAAUACACGGGCAUCAAUUUGGACAAUCCCAAUCAACGUGAUCAAUUGCUGUUUCCAAUGUUACGUUUUAACAUGCAUGUAAUUGAUUUCUGGCUGGAUAACGUGGUCUAUCCGUAUGAAGCGAAAAUUUUCGAGCAAAAAUUGAUGUGCACCACAUGGGACUUGUGCAGUGAUCAACUUGAGCAUCGUGUAACCGGAUUCAGUGGUACAAAUGACACAAAAAACCUACUUCCAAUGCCAAUCGCUCAAAAUGAUCUCGACGAACUCGAAAGUACGAAUGAGAAUGUGCGCCAAAUAUUGCUGCAGCCGGAAAAUCAAUCGUACGAAAGUUUGCCGACAAAUGUGAGCGCCAAGGAAAUACUGGAGCGGUUGACAGAACGCAAAAUCCCCGUUCUUUUGGACUCUGGUGCGUUAAUGCUGGAAUUGUCCAACGAACAAGUGGCCACCGAAUGGCUGAAGAUGACACCAGAAGCAACCUACGAUGCAGCUGUUUAUUUUGAUUCACGUGACAUUUUACAAACCAUCGAUCGCAAUGGCACAGUCACCGAAUUCGAUUGUUCGGUCUAUCGUGAGAAUUUAAACCGAUGCCUGGUGUAUUUGGAUGACGUUCAUACUCGUGGAACGGAUUUGAAAUUUCCAUUGAAUUGGAAAGGCUGUGCAACACUAUCGGGCGAUAUAACACGUGACAAAACCGUGCAAUCUUGCAUGCGAAUGCGCCAAUUGGGUACAAGUCAUUCGAUUUGCUUUUGGGCAUCGUGUGAAGCUGAUAUUCGCAUACGCAAACGGUGCAAUCUAUCAGCCGAAGAUCCCGUUACAAAUGAAAAUGUCAUCGAAUUCAUCAGUAGCAACAGCAAGCAAUUGGAAACAGCAAAUAUGGUGCACUGGACAGCGGCCGCAUUGAACUACACCAAGAAAUUGAUUGGACACAAACUGUUUGAUGAUGAUACAACCGAUGAUGACAGCUCCAUGGAACAGUUGUACGCGAAAUGUGUCGACGAUGAAUUUGUCAACCUGAUUGAUAUGUACGGUGACAAAGAAGAGGCAUUGCUCACACAAAUAGCGUGGUCGAAAUUCGAUAAUAUCACGUCCGAACAUCGAUCCCGAGCCAACAAAGAAAUCAAAUCAUUCAUACGUAAGAUGCAAGACAAUGUGGACGAGAAAUUGAAUGAGCUGGCACCGGAUGUGAAGAAAUUCUCCAAUGCAUUGGACGAAGAACAAGAAAAAGAAUUAGAGCAAGAAAUCGAAGAACAACGCCAAAUUGAACGACCACCACCGGUUAAAGCAGCAACACCAAUUUUCGAUGAAAGUUUGAAAAAACUCAUUCUGAAUGGUGCAACUGAGGAAUACAUGAAGACACAGCGUUCUCUGAUUUCCAUCGCUGCAAGCCUCGGACACACGCAAAUGUUCAAGCAUUACAGGAGGGAUAACAAAGAGGCCUGGGCCAAGCACAUAUUUGUCACAAAGGAUUUUAAAACGGUGAUCGACAGUCUGUCGCAGUCGUGUGACGAAUUCUUACGUCCCGUUUGGUGGGUUGCACGCAUCGAACAUGCAAAGAAUACCGACAUUCUGGUACUGUUGAGCUCAUAUGAAUGCAAUCGUCUAUUUUCGACGUUUCAAAAGAGCAGAAAAUCCACGCUAUUCAUGUACCGGCCACGCAUAAACAAAAUGCACAGCAAUUUGCUUGACGACAUUAAUCUGAUGGUAACCGGAAAGGAUGAAACCGAACUCAUUGACAUCGAAGAUGAAGUUCAGAUCGGUGUGUAUGCAGGAAUGAUGUACUUUGAGAGUGGAGAUGAGCAGAAUGCGUACUGCGAUUUCAUGGGUCUUAUUCCAAGGCCGAGAACGAAGGAGCUGGAACGAGCAUUCGAAAGUGGUAUAAUCCAAACGAAGGGAUAUGUACCGAUCGAGAAACGGCAAUAUUCAGAAGCGAUCGCAAGUCGUGUUGGUCAAUGCAAAUUCCAAGAUAAUCCAGUUGAUCUGGCCGUCAAAUUGGUUGAAGCUCAUCAUCAAACACUGCUUAAGGAGUCGCAUGUCGCUGCAAUUUUGGAACGCAGCACCAAACUCAUCGCUGACAUUAACGAUGAUGAACACGACGACUAGCUCCAGUAUUUCAACGCAUUCUCAAAAAAAACAACAUGUUUACUUACUUUAUUUUGAAAUAGCUUAUGGACAUUAAUAAAAACAUUUUUAUUCAUUUUUCGAUACA
Sitodiplosis mosellana (orange wheat blossom midge) is the source of this 10338-nucleotide messenger RNA. RefSeq lists its product as uncharacterized. The coding region runs from base 1101 to 10232 and encodes 3043 amino acids. The record is from RefSeq and is a predicted model, not a curated record. NCBI's taxonomy places the organism in Eukaryota, Metazoa, Arthropoda, Insecta, Diptera, Cecidomyiidae. The transcript is spliced from 9 exons.